This is a messenger RNA of Erigeron canadensis, 1113 nucleotides long. Its product is annotated as gibberellin 20 oxidase 3-like. Bases 1 to 1113 code for a protein of 370 amino acids. The record is from RefSeq and is a predicted model, not a curated record. Lineage: Eukaryota; Viridiplantae; Streptophyta; Magnoliopsida; Asterales; Asteraceae. Gene Ontology annotation, molecular function: gibberellin 20-oxidase activity. Gene Ontology annotation, biological process: gibberellin biosynthetic process; response to light stimulus; unidimensional cell growth. The transcript has 3 exons.
AUGGAGCAAGAAAACUAUGAUAGCCAUGAAGUCAAAAUUAUUGAUUCAUCUCAAAUCUUUGUUCAAGAAACACAUGAUAAAUUUCCAACGCAAUUCAUUUGGCCAAAAGAUCCUUCUUCUGAGAAUGCUACUGAAGUGCUAAAUGAAUGUGUAAUUGACCUAAAAGGCUUCAUGGAGCAUGAUAAGGAGGCCACAUUACAUGCAGCCAACCUUAUUAAGGAAUCAUCCGUGAAGCAUGGAUUCUUUCAAGUCGUGAACCAUGGCGUCGAUCCUGCGCUACUAGUGUUAGCUGACGAGCAUGGUCGUGCUUUUUUUAAGCUUCCAAUAGCUGAAAAGUUGAAGUGCAAGAAAAAAGAUGGAAGUAUGGUUGGUUUUGUCAGUGCACAUUCGGGUCGAUUUUCUGAAAAAUUGCCAUGGAAGGAGUUGUUAUCUUUCGAGUAUCAUGAGAAUGAUGAUAACGAAGUCGUGGCAGAAUAUUUCAAUUCAACAUUAGGAAGUGAAUACAAAGAAACUGGUUUGGUCUACCAAAAGUUUUGUCAGUCAAUGAAGAAUUUAGCUCUUAAUCUUUUGGAGUUACUAGAGAUUAGCUUGGGUGUUGAUAGCCAUAACUACUAUAAACAGCUAUAUGAAGAUAGUGUUUCACUAGUGAGAUGCAACCACUACCCCAAGUGUAGCAAGCCUGAGUUAACUUAUGGCGUCGGGCCACAUUGUGAUCCGAUAACAUUAACCAUACUCUAUCAAGAUCAAAUCGGAGGACUAGAAGUGUUGGUCGACAACAAAUGGAAAGCUGUUAAACCACAUAAAGACGCCUUGGUGAUCAACAUCGGCGACACAUUCCAAGCACUAUCAAAUGGGAAAUACAAGAGCUGCCUGCAUAGAGUGAUGGUAAACACUGAGAAACCAAGGCUAUCAGUGGCAUUCUUCUUGUGCCCAAAAGGAGAUAAACUGCUGAAACCUCAUCAAAAAUUAAUAGAAAGAGAUGGGAGGCAAGUGUAUCCAGAUUUUAAAUGGGAAGAGCUUCGACAAUUCACUCAAAAGUACCACAGGGCUGAUGAGAACACCCUUGAAGAGUUUAAACAAUGGUUGCUAUCAUCAAAAAAUCCAAUGCAUUAA